Messenger RNA from Toxotes jaculatrix (banded archerfish), 1438 nucleotides. It is a transcript of the gene dcps, whose product is annotated as decapping enzyme, scavenger. The record is from RefSeq and is a predicted model, not a curated record. Lineage: Eukaryota; Metazoa; Chordata; Actinopteri; Toxotidae. Gene Ontology annotation, cellular component: P-body; nucleus. Gene Ontology annotation, biological process: deadenylation-dependent decapping of nuclear-transcribed mRNA. Gene Ontology annotation, molecular function: hydrolase activity; RNA 7-methylguanosine cap binding. The transcript is spliced from 6 exons. Bases 287 to 1282 code for a protein of 331 amino acids.
AGUAAUUUAAAGAUCUGCGUCAGAAAGAUCUCAUCAGAAAAAAUGUUGUAUUAUUAAAUAAUUAUCAGCGAAUCUUUUGGUGAUGUGUUCAGAAACAUCAAGAUUAUCAUUAAAAUAACAUUUUUUUAAAAUUAAUUUACAGUGAAGAAAAUACUUUUUUUUUAAUGGUAAACCGUGCGCGAGGCACCAAGCCCCCAUCUGAUGACUGGAUUUGAGUCGGGCAUUGAGGGAGACAUCAUUUUUCAUACAUAGACGAUCUUUGGUUACAAAGCUCACAAGGAGAAACAUGGCAGACAGCGCGGCUAAACGUGAGACAGACAGUGCUGAAACCGACGAGUUGUCUCCGAAAGUUAAGAGGGCCAAGGCUGACAAUGAGAAUGGUGGAGGAGAAGCUGGAGAGGAACCUGAAUCUGGCGUUAUUCUGUCUGGGUUUAAAACAUCUGCCGUGCUGAGAGAUUCUGCCCGGGAGAAAAACAUCUUUAUCCAUGGAAAGUUUGCUGAUCAGGACGCUGUGGUCAUUCUGGAGAAGACUCCCAUCAGAGAAGACACCCUGGCUGAGCUGUUCAGUGGUUCCAAGCUGAAGCUGGACAUGAGAAACGACAUCUACAGCACGUAUAGGCUCCAGGCUCCCCCUCACCUCAAUGAGAUUAAGGCCACAGUGGUGUGUCCAGCCACAGAGAAGCACGUAAAGAAAUACCAGUGUCAGGACAGUUUUCUGGUGGAGGAGACGGAAAAGGACUAUGAGUCCAUCACUCUGCCCUACAUUCAGAAGCAGAGUUUCAGUGUGCAGUGGGUAUACAACAUCCUGGAGAAGAAGGCAGAGGCUGGGAGGAUAGUAUAUGAAGAUCCAGACCCUGAAGUUGGCUUUGUCCUGCUCCCUGAUUUCAAAUGGGACCAAAAACAGGUAGAUGAUUUGUACCUGAUUGCCAUAACACAUCAGAAGAACAUCAAGAGUCUGAGAGACCUGACGUCAGAGCAUUUACCACUGCUGCAGAACAUCUUCCAGAAAGGAAAGGAGGCCAUCCUGCAGAGGUACAACCUCCCAGCCAGUAAGCUGAGAGUCUACCUGCACUACCAGCCUUCCUACUACCACCUCCACAUCCACUUCAACAAGCUGGGCUACGAGGUUCCAGGCUGUGGCGUGGAGCGCGCCCACCUCCUCGCAGACGUCAUCCAGAACAUCCAGUCUGACCCCGACUACUACAAAACCCGGACACUGUACUUCCCCCUGAGGGCAGAUGACGGACUGCUGGGCAAGUUCAAAGAGGCAGGACGACUGUGACGUACUGUGUGUACAUGCACUUAAUGUGACUUGAGUCAAAUCAGCGCAUAAUCAAUUGUGUUUAAGCUAUGUGUAAUGUUGUCUAAUGUUUUUCCUGUAUUUUCUACUUGUUACCUUAAUGUUGCUGACUGAAUUAAAGAAUGAUAAUAUAUUCUA